This is a messenger RNA of Lactuca saligna, 1533 nucleotides long. Lineage: Eukaryota; Viridiplantae; Streptophyta; Magnoliopsida; Asterales; Asteraceae. The record is from the annotation of a GenBank genome assembly.
AUGAUGAAGGGCUCUCAAAUCUUAAAGGAAGCCAGGAAAUUCCAUCAACACAUGAGCAACACACACUGCUGCUACUCCACCACUAACUCUCCUGUUCCUGUGGCUGUGGAUGUGGAUCCAUUUGCUGCCCACCCUUCACACCACCACCUCUCCAUUAUCGAAUCCAAAUCCCAACUCCUGAAAUCUUACACAGUUACUCCCCCAAUCAAACCCUGGCCUCAAAAACUCUAUCCCAAACGCCUUGUCUCCAUCAUCACCCGCCAACAAAACCUUGACCUUGCCCUCCAAAUCUUCUACCAUGCUGGGAACUACCACCCUGGCUUUGAACAUAAUUACGAAACCUACCACUCCAUCAUCCACAAACUCUCUCGUGCACGUGCCUUUGAACCUGUUGAAACCCUUCUUUCCCAGCUACAGAAAUCAAGCAUCAAGUGUGGGGAGAAUCUUUUCAUCGAUGUCUUACGUAAUUAUGGAAUUGCCAGCAGACCAAAAGAUUCCUUACGCAUCUUCUUGAGGAUCAAGGACUUUGGUGUCACAAUAUCCGGUGAUAUAGAAGGUGCACUCAAGGUGCUCGAUGAAAUGCCAGCAAUGGGGAUGGUGCCGAAUGUUGUGAGUUAUACUACUGUAAUGGGAGCUUAUGUUUUUAAAGGAGAUAUGGUGGGUGCAAAGAAGAUGUUUGAUCAGAUUCUUGAUAGAGGAUGGAUCCCUGAUGCCACCACUUACACAAUCUUGAUGGAUGGGUUUUGUAAGCAAGGGAGAUUGGUUGAUGCUGUGAGAGUGAUGGAUGAGAUGGAGGAUAAUAAAGUUGAGCCCAAUGAUGUUACUUAUGGGGUUAUGAUCGAAGCUUUUUGCAAAAACAACAAGACAGGUGAAGCUUUGAAUUUGCUAGAUGAUAUGUUUGAGAAGAAAUACGUGCCGACUUCUGCUCUUUGUUGUAGAUUGAUUGAUGUGUUAUGUGAAAAUGGGAAGGUUGAGGAUGCAUGUGAUCUAUGGAAGAAGCUCUUGCGGAAGAAUUGUACUCCUGAUAAUGCCAUAUCAAGUACACUUAUACACUGGUUGUGUAAAAAGGGGAAGAUUUGGGAAGCGAGGAAGUUGUUUGAUGAGUUUGAAAGGAGUUCGAUUCCUAGUGUUUUAACUUAUAAUACCCUGAUUGCUGGAAUGUGUGAGAUGGGAGAGUUGUGUGAGGGUGGUAGGUUGUGGGAUGACAUGGUGGAGAAGGGAUGUGUUCCUAAUGCAUUUACAUAUAACAUGUUGAUCAAAGGGUUUUGUAAAGUUGGUAAUGCAAGGGAAGGGGUUAGGAUUUUGGAGGAGAUGUUGGGGAAGAGGUGUUUACCGAAUAAAAGCACUUAUAAUAUCAUACUUGUGGGGCUUUGUAACUCAGGGGAGGAAGAUGAAGUGAUGAAGGUACUUGAGAUGGCUGCUUCAAGUGGACAAAUGAUUGAUGCGGAUGUUUGGCAACUUCUUGUAACAAAGUUUGGUAGUAAUUUUAGUAAGAUAGGAGAAGGCCUUUUUCAUUCCACAUUGCUAAAGUAA